Molecule: messenger RNA, 3203 nt
Organism: Panonychus citri (citrus red mite)
Lineage: Eukaryota; Metazoa; Arthropoda; Arachnida; Trombidiformes; Tetranychidae
Source: RefSeq, a predicted model, not a curated record
AACACUCGAUAAAUACGACUGAUUAUGAACAAAGGUGUCAGAAUAUUGAUCGAGUUUCUAAUUGGAAUCAUCAAGUUGUCAAUAGUCGAAGCUCAAAAUGCUACUUUUACCUCUUAUUUUGUGUCUAUUUAACUUUUCUUUAAUUAAUUCAAUGUCGUUUAUGGAUUUUCGUCCUGAGAUUAACCAAGGUUCGAGAAUUAUCCAUGCAUCAUUAACGGAUCAGGAAAGUGGUAAAGUUUGGCAGAUUGAAGAGAUGAUCUCUUCAGCGGCUCGACUCGAAGGUAAAAUUGAUGUCACAUCGUCAGAAAACAAGGGCACUCAUGCAACUAUUUUCUACUCGUACAAAUCUUAUGAUAAUAACAAGCGACUUGUUAUGCAAAAUAAUGAUUGUGAUCUUUAUUCAUACAAAUCUGAUUGGGAUAAAAUGUUACCUGGAGUAACCAAACCAAUGAUCAAUACGAUUCUUCUUAUUGGUCCUUCAUUUAUUUAUCGUAUUGCUGAUUCUCGAUGGAAAGAAGAAAAUGACACCAUAAUUAGAGGAGCAUUGAUGCAUAAGCAAAGCAAAAUAAUAAGUCAAAAGAUUAAAGUCACCGCUUAUUACAAAGACCAAUUCGGCGAUGUGACAGAGCCAAACAGGAUAGAACUGACUGAAUACAAUCCUCUUGCCCUCGCUCUUAAUCCCGACCAAGAAGAUACCCGAAAAUCACUCAUAUUAGAUAUUUAUCUGAACUCAGUAACUUUUCAAGAAUUGGCUGAAUCGGUUCAGCCAACACCAGGAGUUGGUUGUCCCGUUUAUCUACAAGAUAAUCUUGGAAUUCCUGAAAUCUAUUCUACAAAAAUUCAUUUUAUCGCAAAAGACACAGCCAGCAACAACAAAUAUCCAUCACUGAAAGAGAUUCAUGGUGAUUUAGAAGGUAAAAUCAUAAGGUUAGCUGAGACACGGCUUGGGCACACGAAUAAUUAUCUAUAUGAUUAUAAUUUGGGUGUUCAAUAUCUCCUAUCAAAGUCGGGAGAUUGUAGAGUUUUCCCAAUUGACCUGAAAUCUCUUGGCAUUGACAUUAAUGGUAAUUUUCAAAUGGGUCAAGCGUUCAAUUGGUUAGAUAAAAUACCCAAGUAUCUUGGUCAAGUUAUUUUUAAACAACGAUCAGGCCUUAAAGUUGCAGUUUGGGAAUCUGUUCAAAUAGACAAAGUUAUCGAAAGUGGAAAGUAUGACAAAGUUGUAACAACAAUUUACUUAUCAUCAUCGGCGACAGAAAAAAUUUUCACUGAUGACAUGAUUGUUGCAGCCACUAGAAAUGCUUACAGAAAAGACUCUUUGGGAGUUUUCCAAUUAAUUGAAUCGAUGCAGCGUGAUUUUUACGAUGUCAAUAUUGAUCUACCUGAUAGUGAAUACGAGGAUGCAUUCAAAUUGGGAGAUUGUUUCGCUGAUCCAACUAAGCGCCUUACACUUACUAUCCAUUUAUUGUGUGAUGUUGGUAAAAAAUCAAAUUGUAUCAAAAAAAGUGAGCAAAUGACUUAUGGCUUGCGAAAAUAUCUUAUGGAAAAAUUGAUAAAAACCUACAAAUUAUCACCAUUACGAAUUGUCGAUGUGGAGUUUAUUUUUUCCAAGGAUCGUAUCGAGGCGGAUGUUACAAUUAUCGAGGCUCCAAAUAUAGUUGAUUCAUUUUCCGUUGAUUACAAACAUAUAAAAACCAGUUCGAUAAAAGUUUUGCAUAAAACUUCAGCCAAAAGCGCAGAUGAAUGUCUAAGAUAUUUUUCUGCUUACUAUUCUCCUGGAAGUGUUGUUUACUUUUGUAAAAAUGAAAAUUUAUGUGUUAGCACUGAGAAUCCGGAUGUUACGGAGUCAACUACGUCAUCCAAAGGAACCGAUUGUUCAGCUUUCAAAUUUCCUCUGAAAAAUUUAAAUCGAUUUGGCCAAGAGAAGUCGUUAAGAGAAAUUCAUGAUAGUCUUUUGGUUCAGAUCGUUAAUGAGAAAUUCACCAUAGGACAAGAAGACUCAGAAUACACUUAUGAAAUAGUCGACGUUGUGGCUGCUGAUAAGCGAUCUGAAGAGAAAGAGAGAGAACUUUACAAAAUGUUCGAUUCUCGUGGUGCACUGACUCCAAAUGGAUUGGACAUUGUCGAAGUUCCAAGCAUAAAACGAUUUAGUGACUGUUAUCGAGCUUGUUCAAAAUCUGAAGACAUUUUUUGCGAAACUUUUACGUUCUGUGAUAAUGCAGAUUCUUUCUCUUGCAUCGUGUCCAGUUUAAGUGAAUUACAAAUCAGCCGUAAUUUGACAUUUCAAGAACAUUGUAAGACCUACUCAAAGAACUAUCUUUCUGAUUAUACUCCACAAAUUAAUAAGGCUUACAAGGUACCGACUUCGGUUUCGAAAAAAAUAUGGGUCGAUGACUGCGCUUCUGAAUGUGCUAAAACGUCAGAAUGUUUUUCAUUUGGAUUCUGUGAUGGUCUUUGUACUUUUGGUGGCUAUUAUUCUGAAAGUAAUACCAAGUUUGACUCGAAAUGUACCAUUUAUACUCCUAAAUUGUCUCAGAAAUAUCAACUAACUGGCUCGGAGAUUGUUACUGAAGUCUUACAUACAGAACUCGACCUGGACAUGGAUCAAUGUGCUGCCUUUUGCUUCGACUACAAACAAGGAGAUGAUGAUCAAUGUAAAUCUUUCAAUUAUUGUCCAAAAGGAAAAGAACCAGCUUCUUGUCAAUUGACCAAGUACUCCGUGUUCGAUGAUAAAACUGUCACCAAUCAAUCGACAAGUUGCCACAAUUAUCAAAUGAAAACUAAACAGAAUCAAGAAGAAGUAAAUCAAGAUAAUUUGAUUGCUGAAAAACCAAAUGUUCGUACUACUGGAGUUGGUGCAUUUGGCAUAAUCGUUUUAUUCAUGUUGAUUGGUUUAAUUGUUGGUUUUGUUGGUCCUUAUUCAGUGAUGAAAAUCAAAUCAUCGGCAAUAUUUAGACGUCCAUCUAACGAUUUCACAUGGUCAAGACAAGUCGAUAAUAAUGAGGAAGAUCAACAUGAAAUUCAAAUCUGAUCUAAUCCAACAAUUAAUUUCUCUUUUUAUUAUGUUUAUAUCAAUAGCACAAUCAAAUACUCUAAAACUAUUAAAUGUUUCACCAAUAUUGAUAACUUUCUAACCUAAUCUUAAAAAUAAUUUAAUAAGAAAAAUAUUUUUCCGGCCAUUAAAGUACUAAUACAUGUACUUUUCU